Molecule: messenger RNA, 1122 nt
Organism: Magallana angulata
Lineage: Eukaryota; Metazoa; Mollusca; Bivalvia; Ostreida; Ostreidae
Product: testis-specific serine/threonine-protein kinase 1-like
Exons: 4
Coding region: 79-1056 (325 amino acids)
Biological process (GO): intracellular signal transduction; protein phosphorylation; microtubule cytoskeleton organization
Cellular component (GO): cytoplasm
Molecular function (GO): tau-protein kinase activity; ATP binding; protein serine/threonine kinase activity
Source: RefSeq, a predicted model, not a curated record
GCGAAAAGUUGAUGUUGUUCAGCGUCACAAUAUGAUGACGUCACAAUGGUAUAAAGGUGUCGUGAUGAAGCGCCAUAUAUGCCAGGUUGGCUAGAAUGUAUGUUUGGUAUGGGCUCAAAAGAUGAUUCGAUGUCUUUAACGGACGAGGAGGCCGAACUAAAGAAAAGGGGAUAUAAUCUCGGAACCCUCAUUGGGGAGGGUUCAUACGCCAAGGUUAAAAGCGCUCACUCGGAGAAAAACCAAAAACGAGUCGCCGUCAAAAUUAUCAACAAAAAGAAAGCCCCGAAAGACUUUAGAGAGAAAUUUUUACCUCGAGAACUUGCAAUUCAUAUAAAAUUAGAACACCCAAAUAUUGUCAAAUGCCUUGAUUUAAUGGAAUUUCACAAUAAGGUCUAUAUCGUUAUGGAGUACGCCGGACAUGGUGAUCUGUUGGAAUACAUCAAACUCCGCGGGGCGAUAGAGGAGGACAAGGCUAGACCAAUGUUCAAACAGAUCUGUUCAGCAAUAGACUACCUCCACCAAAACCGCAUCGUACACAGGGACAUGAAGUGCGAGAACCUGUUGCUAGACAGCCUGAACAAUGUGAAGGUCUCGGACUUUGGCUUCUGCCGGGAGUUCCAGCCCGGUGAUGUCAGCAAGACCUUCUGUGGGAGCGCGGCGUAUGCGGCCCCGGAGAUCCUACAGGGCAUUCCCUACCACGGGCCCCUACACGAUAUCUGGAGCAUGGGGGUCAUUCUGUAUAUCAUGGUGUGUGCUUCCAUGCCAUAUGAUGAUACCAACAUCAAGAAAAUGGUCAGAGAGCAACUAGAGAGGAAAGUGGGGUUUUCCAAAUCCAAGAAGCUGUCCGCCGAGUGCAAGGACCUGGUCCACAAGAUUCUAGAGGUGAACGUGAAGAGGCGCGCCACCAUAACCACCGUGCUGGAACACCCUUGGAUGCUGGACAAGAAGGCCGAGGCGGACAAGGCCCUGCUCAAGGCCCAGGAUAGGGAGGCCAAGAUGGCGGAGGCCUCGAAGGCUCUCAAAUCCGAGCUAGCGGGGGCCAAACUCUCCAACUGAUUAAUAUAAUAUUUCUGUUCAAUAAAUAUCGAUGAUCGAGGCCAAUUAAUUGUAAUUUAUGGAAAA